Molecule: messenger RNA, 2160 nt
Organism: Urocitellus parryii (Arctic ground squirrel)
Lineage: Eukaryota; Metazoa; Chordata; Mammalia; Rodentia; Sciuridae
Gene: Jmjd7
Product: jumonji domain containing 7
Source: RefSeq, a predicted model, not a curated record
AUCAGCCUGAAUGCCCUAAGAAGACCAAAACGUUUUAUGCCCCCACUCUUCUCUACCACCAGCAUCUGCGUGGUCAAACUCAAAUGAAAUCCUGGCCUCCAAAACACAGCUGGCUGUGGACCCCUGUCAGCACUGUAGCUGCUUGCCUGAGGGUAGAAAUUCACUCCAGCUGUGCCCGCCCCCAUCACCACCCAACAGCCACAGCCCACCACAAAGGCUCAGGCUUGGCACUGCAACCCCUUGCUCCACCCCUGGGCCAGGUUCUUAGCAGUCCUCAGUCAGAUGCUUUAGGAGAGAGCUACAUUCCUGCUAGGUUUGUGAGAAGGUAGCUGCCCUUUCCCUAACCCCUGCCCAGGGUGGGUGGGGGUCUUGUGACCGUGUCGGCACCCCGACCCCUUCUGCAUGUCUGAGGCCACCGGUAACUGCCGCCCCUGUCCAUACUACCCCGUCCCAGUUUUGAAAGCCCCUUAUUUAUAACUUUUAUACUUUGUUCCGGCAGUGGCGCUUGUCUCCUCCCCAGCCGCAUGGGGCGGGAGCUGUUUUUAAAGUGUCCGUUUGUACUGAUGUAUGAACUUGUCAAUAAAUGCAAUCAUUUGUUAACUCUGGGGUGGCAGCAAGUGAGGCCGGCGAAAGAAAUCACUGCUUCUCGCUCCAUCCAGUGGAAAGGGGUCCAGCGGCCUGGCGAGAGCUGAGGAGUGGGGGGCGGGGCUUCGGGCGGCGGGCGUCAUGGCGGCGGCGGCUUUGGACGCUUUGCAAAGGGCGUUACGAGAGUUCCCGGCCGCGGCACGGGAGCUCAGUGUGCCUCUUGAUGUGCCUUACCUGGAUGAGCCCCCUACUCCACUCCACUUCUAUCGGGACUGGGUGUGCCCCAACAGGCCAUGCAUUAUUCGAAAUGCCCUGAAGCACUGGUCAGCUCUCCAGAAGUGGUCCCUCCCUUACUUAAGAGCCACAGUGGGUUCCACAGAGGUGAGUGUGGCUGUGACUCCAGAUGGUUAUGCAGAUGCAGUGCGAGGGGACCGCUUUGUAAUGCCUGCUGAGCGCCGCCUGCCCCUCAGCUAUGUACUGGAUGUGCUGGAGGGCCAGGCCCAACACCCAGGAGUCCUCUAUGUGCAGAAGCAGUGUUCCAACCUGCCCACUGAGCUGCCCCAACUGCUGUCUGAUCUGGAGCCUCAUGUACCCUGGGCCUCUGAGGCACUGGGAAAGAUGCCUGAUGCUGUGAACUUCUGGCUGGGGGAGGCAGCUGCAGUGACAUCCUUGCACAAGGACCACUAUGAGAACCUGUACUGUGUGGUCUCAGGGGAGAAACACUUUCUGUUACAUCCACCCAGUGACCGGCCCUUCAUCCCUUACGAACUGUACACACCUGCAACCUACCAACUAACGGAAGAGGGUACCUUUAAGAUAGUGGAUGAAGAAACCAUGGAGAAGGUGCCCUGGAUCCCACUGGACCCACUGGCUCCAGACUUGACCCAGUACCCCUGUUACAGUCAGGCACAGGCCCUUCGCUGUACUGUGCGGGCUGGUGAGCUGCUCUACCUGCCAUCUCUAUGGUUCCACCAUGUCCAGCAGUCCCAUGGCUGCAUUGCUGUGAACUUCUGGUAUGACAUGGAAUAUGACCUCAAGUACAGUUAUUUCCAGCUGCUCGACUCCCUAACUAAGGCUGUAGUCCUUGACUGAUGUACCACUGGUGAAUACUGCUAAGGACAUCUUGAGGGAGAGGUUGAGCCCCUCCUAGGCUGCUGGCUUAAUUCUAGAGACCACCUGGAGUUUAAGUACUUGUCUGCUGCUCAGGGUCCAGCUUAAUUUGGAAUCAGCCUUGGAUGAUCUUGGGAUAUGAUCUUGGGAUGUGAUUAGGAGAUGCCAGGCAGGUUUGAGUGAGCAUGCCCAGGAAGUUGCCACACAGGUGAGGAGGAGUGGGGAUCAGGUCCUAUAGCACCUUUUACCAGUGUUGAGACUCUGGGCAAGUCACCACCUGUUGGCAUUGGUGUCCUGGCUGUAAACUGGAGAUAAUAAUGGUUCUACUGCACAGGGAUGGAGAUAAUAUCUGUAAGGUCCAGCAUGGACCAGCACAAAGGAAGUGGUCAAUAAAAGGUAGCUGUGAGGGGCUGGGUAUGUGGUUCAAGUGGUAGCGUGCUCGCCUGGCAUGCAUGCGGCCUGGGU